Molecule: messenger RNA, 4366 nt
Organism: Limulus polyphemus (Atlantic horseshoe crab)
Lineage: Eukaryota; Metazoa; Arthropoda; Merostomata; Xiphosura; Limulidae
Product: sentrin-specific protease 6-like
Exons: 21
Coding region: 269-3310 (1013 amino acids)
Biological process (GO): protein desumoylation
Cellular component (GO): cytoplasm; nucleus
Molecular function (GO): SUMO-specific endopeptidase activity
Source: RefSeq, a predicted model, not a curated record
UGUCAAGAAUGCAACCAAUGUUAAUCUCUAAUACAAGCCAUAGGUUUGAUGAAUCUGUUAAGCUUAACUUUGUUUUAGCCUAAUAAAAGUAACGUUAGUUUCUUUUCUUUUUUACUUCUGAAGAUAAAAGUUCAUCGUAGAAUAAUCUGCAACUGAAAUUGGAAAUCACAGUUUAGGUAUUUGCAGCCAUACAGUAGUAACAAGACUAUGGCUAGAGCCUCAUGUUGUUGAUGAAGACAGCUUGUUUAUAGGUAUUUCUCAACAUAUCAUGGAUCCAGUUGCCAGUUCACAUACACCAGAAACUGAUGAAAUAGUUUUUAUCAGUAGUAUGUCUGACAGCAUGGAAGAGGAAGUACAAAAAGAACCAGGGAACAAGAAAAGACAAAGUACACAUCUGAAGAGGGCUUUAGAAAAGAGUAAUGAUUGGCUGUCUGCUGAUAAUGAAUCCGGUAUUCAUCCUACCUCUAAAAAACCUGCAUCGAGAACUCCUAAAAAAAGAAUCAACAUCAAAAAAGUGGUAGGAAAAGACAAAGAAGUUUCAAGUAAUAAAGAACCUAAUGAAGAUAACAGAGUAGUUAAUACAAAUCCUGUUCCUACUGUUACUGACAAACCUCAAACUUCUAAUCAGAAUGGGGGAGUUAAAAGUAACAAUUCCGUGGAAACAUCCAAACAAAUGUUUUUUUUUAGAGUAGUACCAGUAAAUCCUUUAGCCAGUGGUCCUCGACAGCAACAGCAACAACUGGUUAAUGGAAGGAGUUGGAAGUAUGCAACUAUACUGAAUGCAGACAUAUCUCCAAGGAGGCCAUUGCAUCCUGAAGAGGUAGGCCAAGAGAAGACCAGAGCACAUCAACAGAUCAUGUCUCAACUAGCCUCAAAUAAUGUACAAAUUACUCCAGUUUCUAGUAAGGAACAUGGAGCCUCCUCGUUUGAACAGUUUGCCGUGUGUGCGCACUGUGGUCAGUUAAGCAGGUGCUUCACUAGGUGUGACUUCUGUAAGACAGUCUUGCCUCAGCCUGUCAAGGUACACAAAAAAUCUGUAAUGAAGGACCUGGUUAUCUCCGGAAACUCGUGGACAUCGUUGACCAAACAGAAGUUCUAUGGUAGCAAGCUAGCGGAACAUUAUCAAGCCCUUGGAGGAGACGAGCACCAAGGAGAGAAGAUCUUUUCUAGUUCAGGUGAAGCCAAACAAAUGAAAAAAACAAGAACAAAAGGACAAGAACCAGAAUGUCUUACACUAUCUUCUGAUGAUGAAGACAGUAAAGAAAACACAAGCGUGCACUCGCAAGUAAAUUCUGGUUCAGAUGAUUUGGUUAUUGACAACAAUUCAGAAUUUUUUGAUGAUAAAAUGUUAACUCAGGCUACCUCGACCAUCUUUGCACAGAGAACAGAGAGAAUGAGAGACAAGGAUGGAAAUUUAAUGAUGGGAGCUCCAGUUGCUCCAUCUUCUAUGCAGCAUACAGCAGUGGCUGUUAACUUGCAAGGCCAACCCGUCAUAACGGAAAGUGUUGCAAAAACGAACCAGUCAUCAGCAGGGGAAUUUUCACUAAGUUGUCGAAGUAUUCGUGUUGGUUCAUUUAGAGUUCAUGCUGAAAUACUGGACCUGGUAUCUGUAAACAAGGAUAGUCUGACUCUCAAGUUGCCAACAUUAUCUAAUUCUGAUGAAACUGUCACUUUGACACUUCAAACGGAGGAUAUAGUUCGUGUGCUUGCACAUUUUGGAGAUUCACUACCAGUGUUGUUUAUUUACUCAACCCCUGUUUGUGGUACAUUAAUCCGAAAUCAUCUGUGUAUGGAUAAAAAGCUAGGACCAUUUUAUGACCCAGGGGGGAGAGAUGAGACACAAAAAAGAAUUACCGUCCUACCACAUGAGAUCACCAAUGAGCAGCGAUUAUUUUUUCGGACUCUCUUUCUUCCUGGCAAAGUUGAAGAGAUUGACCAGAAGACAGCAAAUGAAAUCUUAGUUAGGUCCACACCUGUGAACAUGGCCUUUACUAAUAAUCGCUUGGGAAAGUUAAAUGCACUCCCUGUAGCAACUCGCUCAUCGAAUCUCUUGGUGCAGAGUGGUAUUGCUGCCCAGUGUCCUUCCGAGAAGCCUGUCAAAAAACUCUUGGUAUAUCCACCUCCACCCCAAACUGGUGGCAUCACCAUCACUAACGAGGAUUUAGAGUGUCUCGCAGAAGGAGAGUUUCUAAAUGACGUCAUCUUAGAUUUCUACCUGAAGUACAUAAUUAUGGAGAAACUUUCGGAGGAAGAUCGCCAAAGAACUCACAUAUUUAGCUCUUUCUUCUAUCCGCGUCUCACUGCUAAUCCAGGCAGCAAGCCACUUUCAGAGGAGGAGGCCAGCAUGACCGUUCAAGAGAGACGUCAUAACAGAGUUAAAAAAUGGACUCGUCAUGUGGAUAUCUUCCAAAAGGAGUUCAUCAUCGUACCCAUCAACCAGAAUCAUCACUGGUUUCUUGCUAUCAUCUGCUUCUCAGGCCUGGUGAAAGACAAGGUUGUCAGUUCUGCUAAAUCUACUGGUGAGACAGAACCUAGUCCUGCUUCUAGUCCUGGUACGGAACAGCAAGCUAAUUCCAGUAUGACAAUACAGGAAGAAGAACCCAUUGGGGUAACUUCCGGCUCAGAUCCAAAAGAGGGUCAGUUAGAGAUGGAGGAACCAGAGUCUCCACUUCCAGCCAAAAAAGCAUCGCCUAACUUGUCCACUGAAGAACAAGAAGAUCCCAUUCCAAAAUCUCAAAGUCCAUCUGAACAUAAACAAGGACCAGCUAAAUCUUCUAGUAAUCCUGAUCUCCCAAAGAAAGAGCCAUGUAUUCUUGUGUUCGAUUCUUUACUGGGACCAGCACGAUGGAGGAUAGUAGCCACGCUGAGAGAGUACUUAGCCUGUGAAUGGAAGGCAAAGAAAGGAGCGACAAAAGUUUUUGAUCGAGACACGAUGCGGGGAUACACUCCCAGGGUGCCACAGCAAACCAACUUUAGCGACUGUGGUCUCUAUGUAUUGCAGUAUACAGAAAGUUUCUUUGAGAAUCCUUUACCGUGGUUUGGUAGGCCUAUGCCUUGUCUUGAUGACUGGUUUCAUGAGGAAAAAGUAAUGGGGAAAAGAGCCGAGCUUAAGGACCUUAUUUUACAGAUCCAUAAACAACAAGCCUCACAACAACUGCUAACUACUCCAAAAUCCCACCAGAGGGCACAACCCUUACUACAGGGUACUUGUCCAGGUCAAGACUCUGUUUCCAAAAAUAAUAAUCCUUCUUCCACAACUUCAUCCCCACUCGUGGUGUCCCUUUCAUUAUCGGAAGCUUGUAACAGUUGAAGUUUUCAAGGAUCAAUUAGUUCCGUGUUACCGUGUCUAACACUCUAAGACAUAAUAACCAUGUGCAGCAAUUUUGUAAGUAUUCCAAAAAAAAAAGAAAAGAGGAUUGAGUGAUUGAGUCGGGAAGAAAUCCUGAAAGAGUCGAGAUAACUUUGGAAACCAAAUCAGCAACAAUCAUUGUGCUUUACCUUGUAGACUUAAAAGUUGCUAGCUAAACGUUUCAUCCACGACAAAAUGCAAUUGAAAGAACAAUUACAUGUAGAGUUUUUAAGUCUUACUUCACUGUUGGAGUUUUUUUCUCGGCAUUCACUGUUAAAGCAGAACUAAACAAUGAUGAAACUUUUUUUUUUUUCCCACAGUGAUAUUACUAUGGUAUUCAAAAAAAGUCAGUAACUGUUUUGUAUUAACAGUGGGUUAUUCACAGCCAGUGCAGAAUGUGUAAUAUAAAGCUCUUUGUUUAUUGUUUUGUUUUUUAAUCUUCUUUCCAGAAAGUAUACUUUGGUGUGUGUGUAAUAUGCACAUGUAAAUAAAUGAGGAUGUACACUUCGAGUGUGGACUACAAUACAUUUCGUAAUAAUUAUGGUAAUAGCUGGUACGAGGGCCUUUAAAAAUAAAAACUUGAAGUAUUGGUUCGCUGAAGGUAGACUAGCUCAGGAGUUUGAUAGCACUGCAUUAUUUUGCAGAUAUAAAUCGUAUCCUCGUGAUUGUGUGGGUGCCGUGUAUUCAUCAGUACUGAUCUUUCUUGUUUUUUUUUUAUAUAUUGUGAUUCAAAUGAUCAUUUUGAAGUCAUUUGAGUAAUAAUCUACGUGGAUCAGUUUUGAGCAGGUAUUUUUUUUUUCUUGGUAACGUUAAAAGAACUAUUACAGUAGGUUAAGUUAUGAAUUGAGGAAAUAAGGACAUUUACUACUUUCCACUUCAUUUUUUUUUUUUAAAAAACGAAGUUAUAAAUUGUAUACCAGCCAUUGUGUGGUUGCCUACAAAAAACAUCAUAUUAGCCUGAGAAUUUAUAUGUUAUGUAGUUUUACUUCUACACACCAAAUAAAAGGACGAAUUAUC